AUGGUAAAGCAUGGACACACCUGGGAUAUUGGCUGCAACAAAUGCACCUGUAAUGGGUACACUGGAAAGGUGACAUGUACACCAAAUAAGUGUGAAAAUGAAACAGUCUGUGGUGAAAAUGAAAGAAAGGUAUUUGGAGAUCCAACAAAGCAGUCUGGGGACUCUUGCUGUGGAUAUUGUGAGCCACUGACAUGCAGACAUAAUGGAACGGAAUAUAAGAUGAAUGACUCCUUCAGGGAUCCAGAGAAUCCAUGUGUAGUUUACACAUGUAAUGCGACUGGUUUGACAGCAUGGGUUGACACAUGUCCAAAACAGAAGUACUGCACAAAGGAUAGAAGAGAGUAUGAUGAACAUAAUUGCUGCUAUACAUGUGACACAUCAUGUAAACCAGUAUCAACAUCAAUGAAUUUAUCGGUUACAUAUGCAGAUUCAAAAGAUAAGGUCCUCCAAAAAUGCUCAGCGUCUGUUCAAAUGGCAAAAUGCAAUGGAGAGUGUAAAGAUGUACUAAGAUACGACUCCGAUGUUCAUAUAGUGAAGAAUGAUUGCUUCUGCUGCAAACAACAAUCUACGGAAGACAGGAACAUUACACUGGCAUGUAAAGACGGCAGCAAUAGGACAUAUUUGUACAAGCACAUAACCUCUUGCAAAUGCAUUGAUUGUGCCUAAUAAAUAAUAAUUUAGAAAUAUUCAAACAUUGAUUAAAUGAAUGCACAUUAUUAAACAAAGACAAAAUUAUAUUGAGACCUGCUAGUGCCAAGCUUUAUAGGUAUAUUUGUAGUGAGCAU
This is a messenger RNA of Pseudophryne corroboree (corroboree frog), 785 nucleotides long. RefSeq names its product integumentary mucin B.1-like. NCBI's taxonomy places the organism in Eukaryota, Metazoa, Chordata, Amphibia, Anura, Myobatrachidae. The coding region runs from base 1 to 666 and encodes 221 amino acids. The record is from RefSeq and is a predicted model, not a curated record. Gene Ontology annotation, molecular function: protein binding. The transcript has 7 exons.